This is a messenger RNA of Fundulus heteroclitus (mummichog), 3094 nucleotides long. RefSeq names its product protein sax-3-like. Gene Ontology annotation, biological process: homophilic cell-cell adhesion. Gene Ontology annotation, cellular component: plasma membrane. The record is from RefSeq and is a predicted model, not a curated record. NCBI's taxonomy places the organism in Eukaryota, Metazoa, Chordata, Actinopteri, Cyprinodontiformes, Fundulidae. The coding region runs from base 1030 to 2622 and encodes 530 amino acids. The transcript has 16 exons.
CACAUGACUCUAAAGCACAAGAAGCUGCAGAUGGAACCGGCAGGAUUACACCAUUAGCUCACUGGCCAGCCACCCGACAAACAUUUAGCUAUUAAGCGAUCCAAAAGAUGCUAUCCAUCCUACAAGUCGCCACAGUGGUGUGGUGGACCUUUCUGCUUUCGCGGUGCGGCUCAGCGUAUGAGCUGCAGGACACAAUCCAUACUCUCAAAGAAGAGAACCUUCGCUUGCAGCACCGCUUGGAGAACCUCACCCGUGCCCUCAGAGAGCUGAAGCACCUUCUAACGGAGCACUCCAAAGCUCCCCGGGGGGAAUAUGAUCCUGAAUAUGUGCACGCCUGGAGGGAGUGGUCCCAACAUGGCAUCAAUGCAGAGACUCAUCAAAUGCUGGAGCAGGCUCUGUGUUUAACUAAACUCCAUGACACUGCACAUCCCAUCUUCAUCUCUCCAGGCCUCCUCCUCCUCACAUCGGUUGUCUCCGUUCUUGCUGCACAGUUCUGGUUUUAAUUGACAGAUAUUCAUCUUAAUAUAAAAAUCCCAGAUAAUUCCUGUAUUGCAUUUUAUUCAAUUUGCAUGAGCUAUAAUAACCGCAAACUUACUGUUAUCAAUAGAAAUUAGAAUUUAUUUAAAUCUGCGAGACCUAAUUUGAGUGUUGUGUAAGAAAAUAAUGUGGGGUUCUUUCUUCAUGUCUGCAGGAUUGUGUAUCAUCAUUAAUAAGACUAAAAAGCAAUGGCAGACACCAAACACGAGGGGUUUCUUUGGUUGAUUACCAUGUGAUGUUUAUUUUCUUUUUUUUUAAAUGGCAGUUUUGCAAAAAUGAAACUUACAAUAACAAAUUCAUUACACCCCUCAAAACUAACAAAAAACAAAACAAGAUCCAGUUUCUUUUUUAUUUUGGAUAACACUGAUAAAAUAUGUCUAUAUUUGUCAUUUUAUAUCCUACGCUAUCACGAAGAGGACUGCUGACUUGACAAUUGUUCAGCGGACAAUCAUCGACAGCCUCUACACAGACGCAAGGAGGCGGACAUCAUGGAUGAAGCUGCACGUUGCUCUCUUCCUUCUUCUGAUGGAGCUCUGCAGUAGGAUGCAGGUCUGGGUCUCCAUCUCUUCCCUCCCACAGAUGACUUCCCUGCUCUGCUCGCUCAUUCUGUUUGGCUCGGCAGUCGGCUCUCCUCUGGGUUUGGUAGAUUUUUUCUUCAGUCCCCAGGACCAGAAAGUCAAAGAAGGAGAGGCGGUUUUCUUGCAGUGCGUGUCUGGAGACAGUUCUCCUGCUGCAAACAUCACAUGGCUCAAAGAUGGACAGACGGUCACAAGAGGCAGACAGUUUCAGGGGGAAUAUGGAGGCGGUCAACAGAAGAAAACCUCAGGCACGCUGCACCUUUUCAACGUAACACUGGAGGAUGAUGGGAUAUACAUUUGUGUCGCACACAACUCUUUGCUGAACAUCAGCAAGAAGAGCAAACCAGCUAAACUAACUGUGGAAGGGGUUCCUCAGAGUCUGAAGAUCAUCCAGGGCCCUGACAACAUCACGGUCACUAUGGGAACUGAGGUCGCCAUGCAAUGCACAGUCCGUGGCUUCCCUGUUCCCAUGGUGCACUGGUUCAAAGACGGCCACCUCCUGUCGAGCUCCUCGGGCUCAUUCAGCCUCCUGAACAAUGGACAGCUGCUCAUACUAAGAAAUGUGACAAAGGAGGACGAAGGCUCGUUUUACUGUGAAGCAUCAAACCAGGAGGAGACGAUCAGGUCGCAGGCUGCUUUCCUGCUUCUGGCCGAGAUGCAUUGGAGCUUUAUGCAGCAGCCCAAAAGCCUGACUGUUAGGAGGGGAGAAAACGUCACGCUCGGCUGCAGACCUCCCUACAGUCGACCAGAAGCUGCGGUUUCCUGGUUCAAAAACAACCGGCUUCUCUCCCCAACCAUCAACAUGACGGUGCUGUCCAGCGGGGACCUCUUCUUCCACCGCAUCCAGGAGCACGAUGGGGGCAGCUACUUCUGCAGGGCUUCGAACGCUCAUCUCCAAAGAUUCCUCACCUCUAGAAAAGCCACUCUAACUGUGCUCGCCCCUCCUCUGGUGAGGUUGUGGCCGGCAGUGUUGACGGUUCCUGUGGGAGGCCGAGCUGUGCUGGAGUGUGAGGUGUCCGGUCAUCCUUUGCCCUCCAUCAGCUGGGUGAAGAGAGGCCACUCGAAGCAAACCGGAGGCAAGGUUGCACUGGGACAGAGAAAUGCUACUCUCCACAUCCAGUCAGCCAGGACCUAUGAUGAGGCGGUCUACGUGUGUGAGGCCUCCAACGUCCUGGGAAAAAGCCACAGCACAGCCCUGCUGAGAGUUGCCGUGAGUCCCAUUAUUGUGACCUAUAUGAGCAGGACGAGCAGCAACCUUGGAGCGUCAGUGGUCCUGCCCUGCCGAGCAGUUGGGAUUCCACCCAUCACAUACAGCUGGGCCAGAGCAGGAACACAGUCUCCCAUCGGCCGCACCGGAACCGUACAUGUUGAUGAAGAUGGAGCACUGCGCAUUUCCAGAGUGCAGUACUCGGACGCAGGAGAGUAUACCUGUACUGCUGAGAACAGAGCCGGACGGCAUCAGAGACGGACGAUCCUCACCAUCACAGACGAGGAGAUCUUCAGCUGAGCAGAACCUUAAACCGCCUCAUCAUCCGCAUGUGCUGGCGCAGAAGAAGAAAGCAACAUGUUUCAGCUGCAACAGCACGACCGUAUCACCAGUUUUUUCAAGAAAACUCAUGACAGAGCGAAAGACGCCAUCAGGGCCUGGUCAGAUUUUGAAGGAAGCAAUCCGUCCGACCCAGGUGUUUGUUGCACAAAUGCAGCCCCCCAUAUUACCGCCUCCUCCACAUCCAAACUUCCUGUCAGGGGAUCUCAGCCCCCAACUCCCACCGACAAAAGGUCCACAUUUCAUUUUGACUAGUCAUCCACCAGUAACAGCAGUAGCUACCAGCGAGGUUUUUGGUCUGACCCUUCGUUAUCGGCCCGCUCAGAGACAGACAGCAUCACAAAUUCAGCAGUCGAAAGUAAACAAUGAGUCUCCAGGGAAUCAAAUAACUAAAAUGCUCGGCGACUGGAUGGCUUUGGGAACACCAGCGCCA